CUCGCGCUUCUAAAAACUACCUACUGCAGUUCCUCCCCCACGUGGAGGUAUAUUACGUGUAUUUUCUUUCUCCAGAGAUGAAAGCUAAGCGUUGCUCGCGUUGGCAAAUCUCCCGCUGCUCUCGAAAUAGUCCGAACCGAUUUGGAGGAACGCAGUGUGUGGAAUUGCCGUUGAAGCUUAUUCCGCUUUUCUUGCGGCAGCAGCGCGCAAUUGCGGUCGGUCUCGAAAGCUGUAGCUCGGUUUCAACCGACUGGAACUACCGGUUGCGCAAGACUCCCUUGAAUUUGCGCAACCGUCGUCGCACGUGUCUGAUUCUGCGGCGUCUGUUCGAAAGCACGUACUGCAGACGCAGCGACGCGGCCCCGAUCGGUGCAGGUGUAGACUUUCGAUCGGCUGGGACCGCUCGCCUAAAGGCGCUUGGCACCUUCGGCAGAGAAUGAAGCGUGGACGAAACCUUCCACGGUGCCCAUGGCCAGCAGGCGCGCAGUGGCGCUGCGGGUGACAGCAUCCCUCAGCUCAGUCGGGGUCGUGCGCGAUCUAGCCCCCUGCCGGUUGCACAACACGGUCCACUGCCUCGUGUGCAGCCGCAUCAGCGGCAACAGCAGCAGCCAAGGCCACAGCCGGAGCUGCAGCCGGCAAUGUGGUGGCCCGGUGCCGCGUUCCGCUUGAUCCGGCCCCCCGUGCUAGUGGUACCACCCGCGGCGGCGGCCGCACAGGCUGCCGUCGGGGUCCUGCCCAACAGUGUUAGGCCUGCAGCUCCUCUGCCGGUCGCAAGCUGGAUUGCCCUAGGCAGGGCCCGACUGCUGCAUGCCAACAGCCAGGCUUCCAACGCCAUGGCUACCAAGCCAGACCUGUUGCUGGACACUGGCCAUUUGCCACUGCCCUGCACCAAGCGCAGGCCAGGGUCACCGGUGGUCAGUGACCUUGACGACCCCUCCUCCGGAGCCAGGCCGAAGAGGCGCUUCCCUGAGCAACCACCAGCUGAGGUGAUGAUGGAUGUCACUGAUGCUGUGAUCAACGAUGACCAGGUGGACAGUGGCGUUGACCCUGCCACCACACCAGCUGACGUGAGAGGAUAUGAUCCAGUCCUUGCUGCUGCGAAUGUGCGGCAGCGCAUACGCAAGAGCCGGUACUGGGUGCCUACCGAUCUGGGGCAGGUGCACAACGCUAGCGGCACCUCCAGCAAGGACCUCGUGUUCACGGUGCUGUCAUACAAUGUUCUGGCACAAGGGCUCUUGGAGGACAACCCCUACCUCUACCAGCACUGCCACGAGGAAGUGCUCCAGUGGUCCCUGCGCAGACAGAACCUCCUUGCCGAGCUCAGGGAGGCCAACGCUGACAUCCUCUGCCUGCAAGAACUUCAGCAAGACCACUACGAGCUGGACUUCAAGCCCGAGCUGGAAAAAAUGGGUUAUGGCUGCCUCUACAAGCAGCGCACGGGCGACAAGCGGGAUGGUUGUGGCAUCUUCUUCCGCAAGUCCAUCUUUGAGCUGGAUCGCUUCGAGCCAAUCGAGUAUGCGCGCUCCGACGUGACCGUUCUCGACCGCGACAAUGUCGCGCUCAUUGCCAUGUUGAAGCCAGUUGCCGGUGCUGCCGAGUUUGGUAAGGACUUCCGGCUGUGUGUGUCAACGACCCACCUGCUGUUCAACCCACGUCGGGGAGACAUAAAGCUUGCCCAGCUGUGCCUCUUGCUUGCUGAAAUAGACCGGUUGGCAUUCUGCGGAGACUCGCCAGACGGCGUGCCGCUGUACUUUCCCAUCCUGCUGUGCGGCGACAUGAACAGUGAGCCACACUCCCCACUGUAUACUUUCCUCACCCGUGGAAGCCUGUGCUACGAAGGACUCCUUUCUGGCGACGUGUCUGGGCAGAGCGACGGUGCGAAUCGAGGAAGAUACGUGCCCCUCGAUGCCAGCCUCCGUCAGCUCAACAUCUCUGUUUCUUCCCGAUACCUACCAGUGCCGGCUAAGGAACAUGCGUCUCAGCAUAGUGACACUCCUGCGGCUGAUUCAGCACAGCAGGGCAUAGAGUCGAACGAUGCUUUGAACCUCGCACAACCUGGAUCUGCAACAAGCAGUGCUGCUGCAAAGGAAUCGACGAGUGAUUCCCUAAAGAACGACUCACCAUCAAACUCGGCCACAAAUAGUCCUGCAAAGGGCUCACAUGCGGAAAGCUCUGCCGUAAAAGAUGCAGCGGCAGCAAUGAAGUCAUCUGAUGCGAAUGGCUCGACGCCGGCCAAGGAAGAGUGCAGCAGCAGCCGGCAGCGCAUUGUGAGGCACUUCCUGAACCUGAUCUCCGCCUACAAGCACAAUGUCAAGGGUGCUAACGCCGAGGUGACCACGCAUCACCAGCGUGCGAGCUGCACCGUCGACUACAUCUUCUACUCGGUGAAAAGGAAGGACACAAUGUUUAGGGAGGGCGAAGUGAAACAUGCCUGUGUGGUUGAGGGACCUCUGCGGUUGCUGGCAACGUACCGCUUGAUGUCGCAGAACCAGCUCAUGGCCAUUGGUGGGCUGCCUAACGAAGUGCAAUCGUCGGAUCACCUUCCUCUGAUUGCCAAGUUUCUGCUUAGACCGCCCAGCUGAACUGAAGACCGCCCAUUUGAUAGCUGAAGAUCAACACGUCACUGUCAUCGCACUUCAGUCAGUGUAAAUAGUGAUGUGUUCAAUACGGACACCAUGGCAUUUCAUUUUUCAGGCACCACCAAAGCAGCGAGUAUGGUGCUGUAGUCAUCAGUAGCGUGUGCGCUGCGACCAAGAGGCAUUACUCCCGUGUUCCACCAACCACUGCAUCAUCGGAUAGGUGCGCUGUACAAGUUCAUUUUACUGUUGAUUUUAGGAGACACUGUUCAUCACCGAUGCUUGCGAAAAAGCAAUCAUGGGAUCAUUGCUGGUUUUAACGCAUAUUUCUGUACAAAUCUCACGACACUUAAAUAUAAUUAAUUGUGAAUGUCAAAAAAAUAUUUGGAAUGGUAAAUUUUUUAGUAGUGUGAUCAGUGUACCCUUAAGCCUGAUCAAUCAUGCUUCCUCAAUUAACUUGGCCCUGUCUUUCGGAAGCCCGUGAGAGCUUUGUGCUGGAAUGAGAGGGAAAUUAUUUUUCCAUAAAUAAAUGUUCAUUGUAUGUAUUUAACCUAUCCCUCUAGCUGCGAUGUCAUGGUAAGCAAUGUCAUGUUUGUGCUGUUCUUAGACUUGCAUAAAUAAUUCACAGCAGGGGUAGGUAAAGGCAAGGCGCAGAAGACCAGGACUUGGGAAGAAGAACACAAACGACAAGACGGGCGCCUUGGGCUAGUUGGUUCAUGCUUGAAGUAGGACUGCUGCACAAGCUCAAGCUGUACAAAAAAGAAAAAAAAUGUUUGGGGUAAAAAGUAGUGGUGUGCAAAUAUUAUGAACUUAUAAUUAUCAAUUGGAAUUGGUUGGUAUUCGAUUCUAUUCAAUAGACACUUUUACAAUUCAAAAUAUUUGAAUACCCAAAAAUUUGUGGUUGUCAGUUCUCAUUUUUUUUAGUCAGCUUCGCCGUUGUGCAGCCGUGUUAUGCGGCGAAGCGUACAGAAUUCAUUGUGGUCAAAAUCUGCCAUGCAGUGAAGCAUGCUAAAGGUAAGAAAUGGGGCACUGUCACGGGGCUACUGCUGGUGCUUAUGGCAAGCUGACACUGUCAGCUCAAGUACUCGCUCUGUACUGCUUCUUCAUGCAUUCGCACAAAACCAGAUGCCACAUGGAAACUUCUGCAUCUGCUACUAAUCUGGCUGAAUGCUUAAAAACGCGGUUUCCAAACUGCAAGUUCGACCAACUAGCAAGCUUGGCUCUGUAUUUAGACCCUUGCUCUAAAGUAGUUGAGUACCGUUAGGAUGCUUCAAUUGUGGGCUGGAUUAAAAAACCUGGCAUUAGAAGAAGCAAGAAAAAUUUCAACGCCAGAAAACCCAGAUAUGUCUUAAAACAAUGAAAGCUCCUGAAGAGUCUCCUUCCACGUCAGCACUGUGGGAAAGCUGGUGAGCUCAUCAACCAGCAGCAAUUUUCACUUGUUUGUGGCAACAAUAUUCAAUUCCACUAGGACAGGUUGAAAUAUAUGUGCAUGAUGAAAUUUUUGGCCAAGACCCUGCAUGAGUGUUGGUGUAAGCAUGGUGCCCACUGUUGGAUCGACUUGUGAAGAGCUGCCUGCUGCUAACAGACACUAGUGUGUCCACUGAGCAGCUCUUUUCGGUGUUUAAAGAAACUGCCAUGCAGGAAGGUGUCGCUGCUCCCCGAACAUGUCGAGAAGCUACACUUCAUUCAUGACAACAAUAAAUAACUGCAGUUGUGAUACUGUCAAGCAAGUGCUGUACUAGGGAAUUUCGUUGACCAGAAAGCAUAUUUCUGUUCAUUAUUUGCUGUGCAAUAAACUUGCAAAUUUCUUUUGGU
Dermacentor albipictus is the source of this 4391-nucleotide messenger RNA. RefSeq names its product protein angel (gene angel). Gene Ontology annotation, molecular function: 3'-5'-RNA exonuclease activity. NCBI's taxonomy places the organism in Eukaryota, Metazoa, Arthropoda, Arachnida, Ixodida, Ixodidae. The record is from RefSeq and is a predicted model, not a curated record.